Molecule: messenger RNA, 2377 nt
Organism: Oryctolagus cuniculus (rabbit)
Lineage: Eukaryota; Metazoa; Chordata; Mammalia; Lagomorpha; Leporidae
Gene: CHRNB1
Product: cholinergic receptor nicotinic beta 1 subunit
Biological process (GO): monoatomic ion transmembrane transport
Cellular component (GO): postsynaptic membrane
Molecular function (GO): acetylcholine-gated monoatomic cation-selective channel activity; transmembrane signaling receptor activity
Source: RefSeq, a predicted model, not a curated record
GCACAUUCCGGGGCGCCUCGUCACUUCCCCUGCGCUUGGCAGUCCCGGCGGCUCUCCGAACGAACUCACUGAGAGACAGGCCAGGCUAUGACCCCAGGGGCGCUGCCGCUGCUGCUGCUGCUGGGGGUGCUAGAGGCACCCCUCGCGCCAGGCGUCGGCGGCUCAGAGGCCGAGGGCAGACUCCGCGAGAAACUUUUCUCGGGCUAUGACAGCUCGGUGCGGCCGGCGCUGGAGGUGGGAGACCGCGUCGGGGUCAGCGUCGGUCUCGUUCUGGCGCAGCUCAUCAGCCUGAACGAGAAGGAUGAAGAGAUGAGCACAAAGGUGUACUUGGACCUGGAGUGGACGGACUACAGGCUGAGCUGGGACCCCGUGGAGCACGACGGGAUCGACCUGCUGCGCGUCACCGCGGCGUCCGUGUGGCUGCCGGACUUGGUGCUGCUGAACAACAACGACGGCAACUUCGAUGUCGCUCUGGACAUUGACGUCGUGGUGUCGCCCGACGGCUCCGUGCGCUGGCAGCCCCCGGGCAUCUACCGCAGCAGCUGCAGCAUCCAGGUCACCUACUUCCCCUUCGACUGGCAGAACUGCACCAUGGUGUUCAGUUCCUACAGCUACGACAGCUCCGAGGUCAGCCUGCACACGGGCCUGGGCCCUGACGGGCAGGAGCGGCAGGAAAUCUACAUUCAUGAAGGGACCUUCAUUGAGAAUGGCCAGUGGGAGAUCAUCCACAAGCCCUCCCGGCUGAUUCAGCCUCCGGGGGACCCCAAGGGAGGGAGGGAAGGCCAGCGCCAGGAAGUCGUCUUCUACCUCAUCAUCCGCCGGAAGCCUCUCUUCUACCUGGUCAACGUCAUUGCCCCGUGCAUCCUCAUCACGGUCCUGGCCAUCUUUGUCUUCUACCUCCCGCCAGACGCAGGAGAGAAGAUGGGGCUGUCGAUCUUUGCCCUGCUGACCCUUACCGUGUUCCUGCUGCUGCUGGCCGACAAAGUGCCUGAGACGUCCCUCUCGGUCCCCAUCAUUAUCAAGUACCUCAUGUUCACCAUGAUCCUCGUCACCUUCUCCGUCAUCCUUAGUGUCGUGGUCCUCAACCUGCACCACCGUUCACCUCACACCCACCAAAUGCCCCUCUGGGUCCGUCAGAUCUUCAUCCACAAACUCCCUCUCUGUCUGGGUCUGAAGAGGCCCAAACCUGAGAGAGACCAGAUGCCGGAGCCCCCUCAUUCUUCUCCUCCAGGAAUUGGCUGGGGUCGGGGAACAGAUGAAUAUUUCAUCCGGAAGCCACCGAAUGAUUUUCUCUUCCCUAAACCCAACAGGUUCCAGCCUGAACAGAUAGCUGCCUUGGACCUACGGCGAUUUAUCGACGGUCCAAACCGGACUGUGGGCCUGCCUCCCGAGCUGCGGGACGUGGUUUCCUCGAUCAGCUACAUCGCUCGCCAGCUGCAGGAACAGGAGGACCACGAUGCGCUGAAGGAGGACUGGCAGUUUGUGGCCAUGGUAGUGGACCGCCUCUUCCUGUGGACCUUCAUCAUCUUCACAAGCGUGGGGACCCUGGUCAUCUUCCUGGACGCCACCUACCACUUGCCCCCAGACGACCCCUUUCCUUGAGGACGGCUGAGCCGAGUUCGGUGGUUCUCUCCAGCGCCGUCAUCUUCUGCCUCCCGGUUCCCCUGCUUCGGAGGGAGCUGGGGUAGGGCUGGGGGCUGGGCAGUGGGCUGCUUUAGUCUUUGGGUUCUUCUUUGGGAAAUCAACAAGUAGAACAAAGAACAAGAACUAGAUUGUAAGCCUCGUGAGGGCAAGAAAUGUGCCUUGUUCACCACAAGAUGCCCAGCAUCAGGUCCUGACCUAGAGUAAGUGCUUACAACUUGUUGAAUGAAUAGGAGGGAAAAUUCUAGAAGGAAAUACACCCGUCAGUAUUUUUUACGUUUGCAUGUUGGGACUGUUGGUCAUUUUGUUGUUGUUGUUUUAGCCUUUCUGUAAUGUAUUUUGUUUUGUAAUGAAUAUUGUCUUUAGGAUGAAAAAAAUUAUUUUUAAAAGGGUGUAUUUGUAAUGAGAAGGGGUGGGGGGGACAUUUAAAAGACCUCCAUUAAAGUUCCAGCUUUGAUGCAAGACCCUGGGCAACCCACUAAACUUCGUACCUGUAAAACGAGCUAAAUAACAGUGUAUGCUUCGGGGGGCUGCCCGAGGCUCGUGUGAGAAGGUGAAAACAAGCAGAUUCAGUGUAUAGCAGCGGUUGCAAACUGGUGUGUUUUGUUUGGUCCAUGUUGUUGGCCUGCACAUUUUAAAAAUCUGGAUUAUUUCACAAAGAAAUUAAGAUUUCUGGCUUCUCUUGAAAAGAUUUGUUUUAAAACUAUAAUAAAAUCGGCAUGGGCAUUGUGCUAAA